UCUUAACCUGUUUAUGAUGGUUCUCUCAGUCCCUUCUAUCUUUGUACUGUUCACCUUUCCCACCUAAUUGUCGGAAAAAUCACAUACAAUGCAUAUCCUAGUCACAAACGACGACGGUCCUCCGUCGAACCAGUCCUCCCCUUACGUCCACUCCCUCAUCCAUUCGCUCCAGUCUGCCGGCCAUGUCGUUUCGGUCGUUCUCCCACAUGUACAAAGGUCGUGGAUUGGCAAAGCCCAUCUGAUCGGCGCCGCCGUGAAACCGACGUACUUCCGCCCCGGAACACUUCACAAGGAUGACGGGACGACCCACGACUUCCCUCGAGGGCAUAUAGAUGGAGAGGACGACGAAGAGGGUGACGAGUGGGUUCUCAUUGACUCGACUCCGGCCAGCUGUGUCCAAAUCGGACUGUACCACUUCUUCCAGGAGCGUGGUCCCAUUGACAUGGUGGUGUCGGGCCCCAACUACGGACGAAACUCGACAGCUCUUUUUGCUCUGUCGAGUGGAACGAUCGGUGGCGCCAUGGAAGCGGCGAGCUGCGGAAAGCGCGCGGUGGCCCUCUCUUACGCGUUUAGCUCGCGCGACCACGACCCCGUCGUGAUCUCCGAGGCAUCGCGCCAUUCAGUUAAAUUGAUUGAGCAUCUAUCGAAGAACUGGAGGGAAGGCGUUGAUCUCUACACGGUCAACGUGCCUUUGGAGCCAGGAGUGAGCCAGAACAAGGUUUUGUAUACUGCGAUGCUCGACAACCGAUGGAGUUCCGGUAGCUGUUUCCAGGCUGUGCCCCCGGGGAUGACAGAGUCGCCUGAUCUGCAUGAGCAAGAGUUACGGGCUCAGGGUGAGAAGCUAGGGAAGGCAGAGACCGAGAGCUCUACACGUCGGGCUCCCGCGAACAAGUCACGUAUUGAGCAUAAGCACUUCCAGUGGUCGCCGAAUUUCUCGGAUGUGUAUCGAAGCGUUGAGGAAAGUGCUCCUGGGAAUGACGGAUGGGUCGUGAAGGAGGGGAUGACGAGUGUCACCCCGUUGAAGGCGAAUUUCAUGCACACACCCGGUAUCCAAGGGGAAAUUAAGCUAACCGAUAAUGAAGAACCUGCAUUAUACUCUGUCGUGGACAGUGACGAUCCAUAUGUCCAGAGCUUAAUGGAACGAGCACUGCAACGGCGCAUUGGGACAGCGUGUCGAUUGGUGCCGUCGUUGUCAGACCUACCGUCCCCUUCUACGCCUGUUUUCCAAUACCGAGAAUACGAGCGACUGGAUUUCGAACACAUAAUGAUGCACAGCCCCUCGUCGCUUUCCAACGCCUACAUCAUCCGAAAGGCGUUGAUUCGCAAACAUUACCUGUCCAACACGGUGUCAACCUGGAUUACGAAACACCCCGAAAGCAUCUUGAAGAAGCACAUCAAGCCUGCAUUGGAUUUCGAGCUGGACUACGCGGAGUUCCUUGACGACGCCCUGCUGGAGCUGUACGAGCUGCGAGAGAGUCUAGAAAAGAACGAGGAAAGACCUGAACAGGAGAAAGAAUGGUGGAUCCUGAAACCGGGAAUGAGUGACCGCGGGCAGGGAAUCCGUAUAUUCAACAGCGAAGACCAGCUACGGGAGAUAUUCGAAGAAUGGGAGGUCGAUGAGUCGGACGAUGAGAGUGGAUCGGGGGCUCCUGAACAAGAGAACCAGGAAGAGGAUGAUGACCAUGGUGUGGUCACGUCCCAACUGCGGCACUUUAUCGCCCAGCCGUAUAUCGACCCGCCGCUUCUUCUCCCGUCGUCAUCGAAUCGGAAAUUUCACAUUCGGACCUACGUUCUGGCCGUCGGUGCCCUCAAGGUCUUCGUCUUCAAGGAGAUGCUGGCCCUUUUCGCGGCGAAAUCAUACUGUGCUCCAUGGGAGGGAGAGGAUGAGAUGCAGGACCUGGCAAGACAUCUCACCAACACCUGCUUCCAAGAGGGUGGGAGCUCCAACGAGGGCAGUGUCCGACGCUUCUGGGACUUGGACUCCCAGGUUCCUGGGCUCAGCGAUGACUGGAAGGAGAAGAUCUUCGAUCAAAUCUGUGCCGUGACCGGUGAGCUAUUCGAAGGGGCUGCGAGGGGUAUGAUGAUUCAUUUCCAGACGCUUCCGAAUGCGUUCGAACUCUUUGGGGUAGACUUCCUCGUCGACGAAAAUGGCACUGCCUGGUUGCUCGAGGUGAAUGCGUACCCGGAUUUCGGCCAAACGGGAGAGGAUCUCAAAGAGGUCGUCGUGGGCCGUCUUUUUGAAGAGACGGUCGACGUUGCCGUCAAGCCGUUCUUUGGCCUGGGACAGUCGGCGGUGAAUGGAAACGAAAACAUGAGACUGGUUGCCGAUGUGGACCUGGGGAGGAAAAUCUAGGUCUCAAAAAACGAAGGCACGGCUAGUGGAGUUCAAAAGUUCUGGGCUUGAGGUUACAAUGUUGGCAUACAUGGGAGUUGGAUGUUUGGAUAGGGCUGGAUAGAGAGGUCCUCUGGUGGCAUAUAAAAGUACUGCUUUUCAAGUUGAAUUAGACUUGCUGUAUACAAG
Molecule: messenger RNA, 2521 nt
Organism: Aspergillus candidus
Lineage: Eukaryota; Fungi; Ascomycota; Eurotiomycetes; Eurotiales; Aspergillaceae
Product: putative acid phosphatase
Exons: 5
Coding region: 89-2353 (754 amino acids)
Biological process (GO): protein modification process
Cellular component (GO): P-body
Molecular function (GO): hydrolase activity
Source: RefSeq, a predicted model, not a curated record